Myripristis murdjan (pinecone soldierfish) is the source of this 4670-nucleotide messenger RNA. It is a transcript of the gene znf217, whose product is annotated as zinc finger protein 217. Gene Ontology annotation, biological process: regulation of DNA-templated transcription. Lineage: Eukaryota; Metazoa; Chordata; Actinopteri; Holocentriformes; Holocentridae. The transcript is spliced from 6 exons. The coding region runs from base 221 to 3160 and encodes 979 amino acids. Gene Ontology annotation, cellular component: nucleus. Gene Ontology annotation, molecular function: DNA-binding transcription factor activity, RNA polymerase II-specific; RNA polymerase II cis-regulatory region sequence-specific DNA binding. The record is from RefSeq and is a predicted model, not a curated record.
CAGCUGCACAGUGAGGAGUCGCAAACAGAACAAAUAUGAUUCACACUCAAACAAUUGAAUAGGUGAGCUGUCCGCCAGCAAAGCGCUGCUGAAUGAAGAAGGAACUCACUCAGACAGCGGCUUAACUCACUCUCUAGGUGUAUCAGUGUUGUUUUAAAUUCCGGAAAUUCUCAAUUGGUUCUCACUAAUCCAAAUCAUAGUUGCUCCACCUUGGAGGACAAUGCCUACUCACCCAUUGCUCCCAUUUGUGGAGAGCCCAGAUGGACUGGGCCAAGACAUUCUGAUCAGUAGCAACGCAAGCAUGCCAGGGCCCGGCUCAAGCCUGACGCCCCACAGCACCUCCUCAGAAAAGGUUGUGUUGCAAAGUGGAGGAAAUCUGCCACUGUCUUGCAUGUUCUGUGAUGAGACCUUUACUCACCAGGAGGAACUAGGACCCCAUGUAUUAACCCAACACCCCACCACACUGUUUGAACCAGCUGUGCUUCGCGUUGAGGCAGAAUUCAGGAUCCCGGGAGAGAGGCCCCGUGCCAAACCGAGUACUCUCCCACUUGAAAAGGAAGAGGUGUUCAGCUGUAUUGUGUGUGGCCAGGUAUCACAAGAUGCCAGUGAACUGGAAACCCAUUUGAGGAAGCACAAGGACUACUUCACUUACUGCUGCAAUGUCUGUGGACGACGUUUCAGAGAGCCUUGGUUUCUCAAAAACCACAUGAAGAUGCAUGUAAACAAGACAGGAGCAAAGAACAAGGCCCAGCAAGACCUGGAGACUCCCGUCACAAUCAAUGGCAUUAUUCAAAACCACACUUCAGAGCCUGUAGUCACUGUUUACAAAAUGUGUAUGGUUUGUGGGUUUUUCUUUCCUAACCAAGACAGUUUAGUAGAGCACAGUAAAGUACACAAUAGAGAGGUGGAGCCUGGCAGAGAUAAAAACAAGAAUGCCACUAAUGAAUCCCACGCCACACAAGAAACAUUUCUACACAGUCUCAAACUUCGGCCUUGCUCUGACGGAAAUAAUUUACAUCAAGAGAGAUCAUCCAAAUGGAUUGCCCAGCUAGACCCUUUCAACACAUACCAGGCCUGGCAACUUGCUACAAAGGGCAAGAUAGCGGUUGGACCCAAUAAUACUAAAGACAUGGGCCAGGAAGCCAGCACAGACAACGAAGAGUGCAGCUCUGAUAAGGAGGAGUUGAGUAAUAUUUGGGCUGAGGGCCAAGGGGACAAGGCUAUGAAAGAGGUCCUUGGGAGAGAGCUUAGGUCUCGGCAGCAGACCUCGGCAGAAACCCCAUCACCAGAGCCAGAACACAGGUCUCUAAUGCAAAAAGAUAAGGACAAGGAAAGGCCAACCACUUGCGAGGACUGUGGGAGAGCAUUCAGGACCUAUCACCAGUUAGUUCUUCACUCCAGGGUGCAUAAAAGAGAGAGGGGAGGUGAAGAGAGUCCGACAGCCUCCAUUGAUGGGAAGUUGUCAAGAGCAGGUUCAGUGGACCAUGCAGAUGAUGUUUCUGAGGAGGGCUUAGAGGAUACAGUGGCAGACACCUUGGGCUCAGGUGAGGAUGGUUUUGAACGAUCAAAAAUGAAAUCAAAAGAAUGCGGCUACUGUGGCAAAACAUUCCGGUCAAGCUAUUACCUCACUGUUCAUCUAAGGACUCACACAGGUGAAAAACCAUACAAGUGUGUGUACUGUGACUACGCAGCGGCCCAAAAGACAUCGCUGAAAUAUCACCUCGAUCGGCGUCACAAGGACAAGCCUUACCUAGAGAUCCCCAGCAGACCUGUGUUUUUAGUUCCCUCUUCCAGUUACAAAGAACUUGGAAAUCACAAUGAAAACACUGUCCCAAAUAGAUCCAAACUUUGGGUUCCUGGACCCAAAAUGUGUGCCAAUGGAAAACCAGAGGACAGACUUGAUAAUAUAGGAAGCGAUCUUGGCAAACCACUCGUCCAAAUGAAAGCUGAGUAUGAGAAAUUAAUUGCUAAGCCUGCUUACUCCCCGACUGAUGAUGUGCUCAUAAAAUGCCCUGUACCUGUUAACCUGAAAAUGGAACGAAAGGAGAUAAAAGACGAGAGCUCUGAGGCCCCAUUAAAUCUGUCCUUAAAAGUGUCUCUUUCCAUCCCUGCUUGCUCAGAGCCCAAAAAUGCAUUAAUUCCGAUUGCCUGUUCGUCCUGUGCAUAUAAAACUCUGUACCCAGAGGUUCUGAUUAUGCACAAAAAGCUGACUCAUAAAGACAAGUCAGACAUUACUAAAAAGAAUGGCUUCAGAGGCAAUCUGAAACAAAAACGUUACACUGGCUGCCCUCCUGCCCUUGAAGGGAAAGACGUCACCCCACUUCCCAUGAUUGACAGGAGUCAUCCUCGUCGAACCAAGUCUCCAACUCCUCAGCCUUCAAAAUCACAAGAGAAGACUCAACCUGCUCAUCCACCUCAUGCUACUAAACAGUCCCCUACCCAUGUACCUCGACAUGAGGCCGUCCAGGAGACCCAGCAAUAUAGGCCCAAGACUGAUUCACACACCAGUCUGGAAUCCCCCAGAUUCACAGAGCUCAUGAAGAAAUCCAGUACCAGCAGCAAGUUUGUAAUAGACAAACUUAGUCCACCAGACAGAGUGGGAAUUGGUGAGAGGAGUUACCCAGUGAGGUCUGGUGUCAUUUGGCCCUCAGAUGCUGCUCGGCUGUGUCUGUCCAGCCGGUUUGGGAGCCUUUCCCAGAGGGAUGUAGGCGAGCCCUCCAGCAAGAGAUUAAAGUACUUUAUACCCCCAGGCAGGGAAGCUGACACUGGAGAGAAACCUGGCUUUAGAACACCAGCAGGGGAUGGAUCCAGCCGGCUGCUUCUCUCGGGGAGAAGCAUGAAAACCACAUCACAAGGGUCAUCUUCUUCAGCUGUCUCUGACACAUUGGGUCCUGUGAAAAGUCCAACUCCAGCUAUUGCAGGGGGCAUGGACACCGAGUGGGGCAUGAUGAACCUCCUGCGCUCCUACGCGCCGGGUGACCUAGCAUCUCUUUAUCACAGCACAGCAGCAAACCCCAGCCAUGGAGGACUCGCCAUCCCAAGAGCAGGGAGCAGAGCAACACUCUACCCACACUUGCCCACUCUGCCCAACCUGCAGAGGAGAGACCACCCAGGCCCAUUCCCCAAUCCACGCUACGGAACUACUGACAAAAAUACCUAAAAUGGCACCAAGAGUUCAAGUGUGCUGCUACUUUUUUGGUGAACUAAACUGGAGGCUUUGUGUAUGAAUUAAAUAAGAGAGAUGUUUGUCCUUAAAAGAACAUGCAGGCUUCCUCAGUUGAUUUUUUUUUUUCUCAGCGCAGAAGAAAAAUUGUGUUGCACAGACAUUUCAGAGCUCAGGCCAUCAAACUAAAUCUGUCUUUAGUAUUGGAUAGCAAGUGCAGGUCAUCUCUCAUUGAAAAUAUUAUUCACUGGUGUGCACUGUUUUUUUUUUUUUUUUUUUGGUUCCGCGCAGAACUGUUGCUAAAUCUGUAGUUGAGCCUCACUGUGACCUUCAGCUAUAUGUCUAUGAAAUAACAAUGACACUUGUGUGGGAUAACAUAAAUGUCAUAUUGGUAGGUCUUCAGGAAAUACACAAUUUACAAGUAAAAACAGAAAACUUAAACUAAUUUGUGAAAAUAUGCUGCCCUGUCCAGUUUUUGUUGUGCAGGCAGUAGUGAAGCACUAUGGUUUUCCAAAGCACUGGAGGGUGUUUUUUUUUUUUUUUUUUUUUUAAAUUUCUAUUAAGUUUACUUGAUGUCUUAGCCCAGUGGUUUACAAACAGGCCACAGCCACAAGCUCUACUCUGUAUCUUAAAGUGGUCUACCUCAUUUAAUAAACUUGACACUGUUAUUUUUGUAAAGCUACUGUAGCUAUCAUGUCAGCUGAACCUGUGUACUUGGUUGCAUAUUAACUAGAGCCAGAUGUCUUGUGAGUUUGAGUAGUUUCACUGAAUGGACAUAGAGUAUAUCUUUCGAGAAGGUAGAGGUUUAUAUUUAUAGAGUGCCUAAUACAACAACUGACCAACUGCUGCUCAGGUUAUCAUCUGGCACAUGAGUCAAAGGAAAUGGUUUGGGUUGAGAUGAUCACAAGCCCUGACAAAAACAAGGAUUUGGGGCAUCCUUUAUGUCCUGUUGAAAAAGCUGAUGCACGUCAUCUGCUUUGUCAAUGCCUCAAAUCCAAUAUGCUGUAAAAUUUGUACCAAAUCUUACAUGGUUAUGUUUGUCUGUUUACUGGUCAUGCUGUACUCUUUGGACUGUACAUUGGCAGCGUUCAGGAUUUUGUUUAUAUUAUGCAGGAUCCUGGAAGUGACUGAUUUGUUUCAAGUUGUUGCAAGUAGUCUCGACUGGUCAUAAAGUGGCCCUUUUUAGAUGAAAGACUAUUUGGUUAAAGGAAAAAAAAAGAAAAAAAGAAGAGGUGGGGACAGCCUUGUUGAUAGAAUGGUUUAAUACAUUGUACACUGUGAAAGAGAAAAUGCUUCUCAGGUCUGAUAUUUACAAGCUAUUGGAUACAAUCUUUUCUGUAAUUUUUUUUUUUUCCUUUUUUUUUUCGCCAGUUUGAAAAAACUUGCAUUAAGUUAUUUACUUUUUUGGUUCGAUUUUCACAUGUGUACUUAAUGGAAAAUUGAAGAUACUAUUGUUUGAGAUUUGUAUGACACGUUAUAAUAAUAAAAUGAGAGUCGAUUUGUGGCA